AUGGAUUGGAGCCAAGGUGAAAGCUACUGCAAGGAACAUUACGACAAACUGGCCACGUUUUCCAGCAGUGACGAACACAAUCUGGUGAAAGACGUCUCCGGUGGGGCUUGGAUCGGGCUUCAGGAUCACAGUGAAUCCUGGAGAGGACACAUGACCAACCUCCACAACUCCUGGAGAUGGUCCACCACACGUAGGUCAGUCGCCGGGGGGUACCAGAACUGGACCCUGGACGAGCCAGAUUACCACGAGGCAAAGGAGAGAUGUGUGGUCAUGAAGAACGGACAGUGGAAGGAUCAUGACUGUGAUGACUACUUGCCUUUCGUCUGUUUUAACAAACUGGCCAUGAUCGAGCACGAGGCCGAGAACGCUGCGGUGGCUUCGGUCAUCCCAUCCGCAAACGUGUCGGUGUGGAUCGGCCUGUACAGACAUCCCUGGGCCACAGUGGACAACAGAGGAGUGAGUUUCCAAAACUGGGCCCCCGGACAGCCCGACAACAAGAACGGAACACAACACUGUGCCUGGAUGGGCGCAGAUCUGAAGUGGAGGGAUGAGGAGUGCACACGCGUGGGUCCGGUCCUCUGUCUCAAAGUGCUCUGGGCUUGGAUCAGUGUGGUCUCCCUUCACCCCUGCCCUGGGCUCCAUGUCCAGGGGAGCAUGGAUCAGCCGGCCCCACAGGCAGACAUGUCACAGGGGCAUCAGAGCGGCACUAAGACCCAGGCCACAUCACCGGUGCUGCACGGAGAUAGCACCACUGCUGCAGGAGGCCUUCUGAUCAUUGAUGGAAAGCAGUUUGUUCUGUGGUUGUAA
Knipowitschia caucasica is the source of this 807-nucleotide messenger RNA. The record is from the annotation of a GenBank genome assembly. NCBI's taxonomy places the organism in Eukaryota, Metazoa, Chordata, Actinopteri, Gobiiformes, Gobiidae.